Molecule: messenger RNA, 1335 nt
Organism: Zygosaccharomyces rouxii
Lineage: Eukaryota; Fungi; Ascomycota; Saccharomycetes; Saccharomycetales; Saccharomycetaceae
Gene: UIP5
Product: Uip5p
Exons: 1
Coding region: 1-1335 (444 amino acids)
Biological process (GO): Golgi organization; endoplasmic reticulum to Golgi vesicle-mediated transport; endoplasmic reticulum organization
Cellular component (GO): Golgi membrane; endoplasmic reticulum membrane; COPII-coated ER to Golgi transport vesicle
Molecular function (GO): D-mannose binding
Source: RefSeq, a predicted model, not a curated record
AUGAAGAGAGAUGCAGCUAUUCAACUCGUAAUAAUAACUGGUAUAUUGUUACUGUUCGCCGUCGGUCAAACUUGCUGGAAAAAUACGCACUCAUCGUUGGAACAGCAGGAAAAUGUAUUACAUCUUAGACCAUCACAAGUGAAGCGCAUCGAAAAUAAAGAUGCAAGUCUUCAAGUGCCGUUUCUCGACAAAAUUAGCAAGCACUGGUAUGUCGGAGGCAGUCCCGAGAUCCGCAAUUCUGAAUACGUUAGAUUGACCAACAUCGGCUCCCCAGGUAGCCACGGAUCAGUCGUUUCCAAUGGACUCGGUGACAACACUAUAAACGAUUUUGAAAUUGUAGUGAAAUUCAGGAUUAUGUCCAAAGACCAGCAUAGAAAGACACCGAGUGGCAAUUCACCAUCGAUGGGCGAUGGUAUGGCUAUUGUUAUUUCUUCAGAAAAAGAUUUCGUUUCACCAGAAUCCUACGCAUCUGGCUAUGCAAGGAAACAAUUCGAUUUAAAUUCUGGUGGUGUUCUGCUAGGUAAUACAGAAAUGAUGGGGUUCCCCAAAAAUUUACCGGGUCUUAGUCUCGUCAUUGACACUUUUCAAAAUAGCGAUCGUUCAAGGACAAAGAUUCCAUUUCUCGAUAUCCAUGUAAAUACUUCACCAAGGGAUCAAAAAUAUGAUUUUCCAAGUGAUGGCGCUGAUACGACUGCAUUAAAAUUAUUGAAGGAUCCCAUAAGAUUAACGCAGAGGUGUGUCAAGGGCGAUUUGACCCAGUUUAGAAUAAUCUACAUGGAAAGCAUUAAUACUCUAAAAAUCGAUGCGAAGUAUGCACACGAGGGUGACUAUUGGAUUGAAUUAUUCCAUUCACAAUUGGACAUCAAACUACCGAAAAAUUCAAGAAACGGUCAGAGGUACGUCGGUGUCGGUGCACUCACAGGCCAGCUUACAGAAACUGUUGACGUUUUCUCCAUAGAGACCAAUGAGUUUCAUUCCGAGAACCAUGACGAAUCGGCAGAAACUUCAUUUGAUUACGCUAAAGAGGUCCAGAUGUUUUUAGCUCAAGAAUUCGAUCGCAAGGUCUCGUUAGAAGAAGACGAAUUUCAAAAAUGGAAAAUUGCUAGAGCACAACCGAAUUUAGCUAUUCAAGAAGUACAGAGAGAAUCAUCAUCGCCAUUAUCACCGCCACGAAGAUCAAAAUCCAUCUUCGGUUGGUUUGGUAAAAGUGUGGCAUUUAGCAUUUUAACCGUUGCGUUUUAUUUGACAUCUGUAUACAUCAGAGUUAGCAUCAAACACAUCAACAACACUCAUAGACGUAAAAGAGCUCAGUCGAUUGGACUUUUACCUAUAUAA